AUGCACCCCAACUUGAUGACCUCAGCCUUGACGGCGUUUAGCGCCCUUAUCAUUGGGUCCAACGCUCUUCAUACAACAGGAAACGAUCAAGUUAUCAAGUAUGCCAUUCACAAAAUGCGGGAAACACAAAGCAAUACGUCCCAUGCUGUUUCCACCGGGGUUGCAAACCAAAAUUGGCUCUACACAGUGGAACUGUCGAUAGGAACACCUCCUCAGAAAACUCUCGUUCAGUUGGAUACAGGCUCAAGCGAAAUGUGGGUUAAUGCCAACUGCAGCGCCGCUCCAACUGCGCUGAAUCAGAAGGCAUUAUGUGACAAAGUGCCCGUGUACAAAGUCAACGACUCCAGCACGGCGACUGGGCCCUUGGGUUCUAGCCAGAUUCAGUACGGGGUAGGCGAACAAUUAACGGGUGUAAGGUUCAACUACUAUAAAGAUACCGUUAAUAUUAGCGGAAUCGAGAUUAAGGAACAGAUUUUCGGUGUUGCUUGGGCUAGUGCCAACGUUCCAAUUGGAAUCUUGGGCCUCGGACCCGACUUGGAUCGGGGUUUUGCUCUCAAUGAGUCUCAUCCACUUGUUCUCGAUACAAUGGCCCAAUCGAAAGCUAUAUCAAGCAGAGUCUACAGCGUUGGCCUUGGCGGGGCCGAUGAAGCGGAGGGAUCAUUAAUAUUUGGAGGCAUCGACAAGGGGAGAUACACCGGUUCGCUAGAAAAGCUUCCCAUUGUGAAAAGCAGGGGGGGCAAAUCCAGGCAAGUACCCCAAGCUCAGCUUCCAAUUCCUCUACAGUCCAAAGAAACUAACCGCCUGAUCAGACUCACUGUCGAUCUUGCUGCAUUGAGUAUACACGGAAAAGGCAAAUCCCGCGAGUAUGACAUUUCUAAUCAAACCAACGUUUUGCUUGACACCGGUUACACAAUGUCAAAGUUGAACCAAAAGCUAGCCGAGCAAAUCUACACAGACAUCGGGGCAAAACUAGAUGAGAGCCUCGGGUAUUAUGUGGUGGAUUGUUCUGUCCGAGAUGUCGAUGGGGGCCUUGAUUUCAAGUUUGGUAACAAAACAAUCACGGUCCCAUUUCAUGAAUUCAUUUUCACGGCAGAGGGCAUCUGUGCUGCCGGAUUGGAACCAGUAGAGGACGAUCAGCAGCAAGUAUUGGGCCUAAGUUUCCUGAGAGCUGCAUACGUGAUUUUUGACUGGGACAAUGAGAAUGCUCAUCUAGCACAGUCGGCAAAUUGUACCUCGGAGAUCGUGCCAGCUACAACCGGGCCAGAUGCCGUCCCAUCCGUGGUAGGAAAUUGCGAAGCGAGUUUAUCAACCUCGAACCUUUCUUCCGCGGCGACGAGACUAGAAAAAGUGUCUAUGCUCAUGUUUAUACUAACGAUGGCGGUUCUGGUGUGA
This is a messenger RNA of Clonostachys solani, 1392 nucleotides long. The record is from the annotation of a GenBank genome assembly. NCBI's taxonomy places the organism in Eukaryota, Fungi, Ascomycota, Sordariomycetes, Hypocreales, Bionectriaceae.